Messenger RNA from Tetranychus urticae (two-spotted spider mite), 2206 nucleotides. It is a transcript of the gene LBR, whose product is annotated as lamin B receptor. Gene Ontology annotation, biological process: cholesterol biosynthetic process; brassinosteroid biosynthetic process. Gene Ontology annotation, cellular component: endoplasmic reticulum membrane. The record is from RefSeq and is a predicted model, not a curated record. NCBI's taxonomy places the organism in Eukaryota, Metazoa, Arthropoda, Arachnida, Trombidiformes, Tetranychidae. Gene Ontology annotation, molecular function: 7-dehydrocholesterol reductase activity.
UUCUAUUGUGUUUUGACUUAACAAUUAUACAUAUGUUAUGAUGAAAUUAAUGAUGAAUGAAGAUGAUAAUGAGAGACUUAAGAAUUAAAAUAGUUUAAAAUGAGCUUUGUAUCGUUUUCACCAGCAUAAUGACAAUAAAUAACUAUGAGUUAAUCAGAACGGUCAAUCUCAGGCUCAAAUCAACAAACCUUGGUAACCAAUCAAAUAAAAGACAAAACAGGCUAUGAAAAGCGCGUUGUUCAAAUAUAAUCUUCCAAUGGAUUACAAGCAAAGAAGCUUUCAUCUAAGGUUAACAUCCGAACAAGUUAAUUCAUAAAGAUAAAGUGAUUAGCUUUUAAGUUCUUCAACUAAUUAAGAUAAUGAAAAUAAUCGUAAGCUAAAUAAUUAGUAAAAGAUAACUUGUCAAUUAGAAGCUAAACGAUUUUUCAAUAAACAAAUCUUUUUAAGCUUAGAAUAUCUUUUUGUUAGGUAAAUUCAUCUAACGAUCAAUAUUUUUCAACAUCAUUUUAAUAGCCAAAGUGGAUUUACAUAAACUGAUGUAAUGAAAAACAUCAAAAUAUCAUUAACAAGUAUCAAUUGUGAUAUUUGGUGAAUCAAUUAGAUUUUGUAUCCAUGGAAAUGAAAAUUAUAUUUCUUAUAUUUUCAAUAGUCGUUCUAAUAUUUUAUCCUACUUGAUUAAAAAUUUAAAAAAAUAUUCAAGUUAAAAUGAAUACCGUCGAAUUGGAAAAUGUAGAGACAAAUUAUAAACCUUUUAAAUUGCUGUGGUCAUUUCUUUAUUCAACUUUAAUACCUUUUUGCAUCUCCACUCUUAUAAUCAACUUGACCAUUACCUUUGUUUAUAUCGUUAUUCAUAGGAAUAGUGAUUUGAUCGCAAUCCUUUCAACUGAAAACUGGGCUACAACAUGUUUCUAUGCAUGGAAAUCAGUUCGCUGGAAUCAAUGGCAGUAUCCUUGUUGGGCGUUUUGCCUUCUUAUUUGGUCAGUUGCUUCAUUGACCUUGCUUCCUAGUCAGCACAUUGCUGGACCUUAUGCCAUCUCUGGUUAUCAGCCUCAUUACAAAUUAAAUGGAGUCAAAUUUUACAUUCUUUCAAUGGCUUAUUGGGUACCGAUUAUACUCUAUUUUCCCAUGUCUAAUGUUUACCUGUCACUAGUGACCAUCACUGGUUAUUCAACAUUAGGUUCAUUGAUUGUUUCGAUAAUAUUGUUACUUAAGGGUUACUUUCGUCCAUCGCCAGGAGUAUUUGGAUCUUCUAAUAAUGUUUUGGUUGAUUUUCUACACGGCAUCGAACUCUAUCCACGAUUAGGUUUCAACAACACAGUAGAUGUUAAAAUAAUCUUCAUUAGCCGCUUUGGUUUUUUUCUUUGGCAACUGAUUCUUUUGAUAGUAGGUAAAGCUAGUUAUGAAUUUUACUUGACCAGUUAUCAGAGUGGUCAAGUUAAUUGCUCCCUUUGGGUAGUAAUUGCUCUUCAAACGAUUUACAUAGCCAAACAUUAUAUUUGGGAGAAGCAUUUCAUCGAAACAGUUGAUAUCGCACAAAACAAGUUUGGCUUCAUUCAAUGUUACAAAGCAAUGGUCUGGAUUCCAAUUGUUAGUUCACUCGGCGCAAUCUAUCUGGUUAAACAUGGGCCUACAAUGAAAAAUUUCGGUUUCAACCACGCCUGUGUUAUUCUUGUUUCAGGUAUUAUAAGCAUUUGUCUAUUAUGUUUAGCUGAUUUGCAGAAAACAGUUGUUCGAUCAACAAAUGGAACGUCAAAUCUCAAGUUAACUGGUUCGAUCAAAGUUCUCCAAGUAAAGUAUCUAGAUGAAGAUUUACAGCCUCAAGAAACAGUCUUGCUAAUUUCUGGUUUAUGGUCAUUUGUUCGUCAUCCUAAUUAUACAUUUGAAUUGACAACCGCACUCCUGUGGUCAAUUCCAGCGUGCACUGUGAAUCCCAUUUCCUAUUUUUAUCCUAGUCUUUUGUUUAUUUAUUUGGUUCAUCGGAUGAAUUGGAUUCAUGAUAAAUGUACCUUCAAGUAUGGUAAGCAAUGGGAAGAGUACUGUCGAUUAGUGCCAUAUCGACUUAUCCCUUAUUUCUAUUGAUUUUCGUUAACCAAAGCCAGAUUUCAGGUAAUAAUUUGUAGAGAUAACUCAAAUUGUAGCUUUUCUUCUCGUAGCGCUUAGAAGCUUUAAAGAUUCAAUUUUGCACAGUCCAAAUGGAUUUACGUAU